ACCCCAAAGAAAACGCAAUCCAAUCGAGACCAUUCUUGGCGAGGAGAAGGGGGAGAAGAAAGCAGAUCGGCGCCGGCGCCGGCCGUGGCCGCACUGAUCGACUCGGACUGUGGGUGUGGUCUUCCGCCCGAGCACCCAUAAACAUGGGUCCGGAGGCGCCUGAACUUCAACCAAACUCCGUCAAUCCCGCUGGACGCCUUUUGCCAGAGCACAGCUCGAUGGCGAUCGCCGAUGUCAACAUGGGUCUACAGGCGCCUGAACUUUUGUCAUAUCACAUCAAUCGCGCACGACCCUUCUAUGAUGAAAAGUGGAAAAGUAUGAAUGUGGGGAAGAAGAAGACGAAGAAGAAGAUUUUCCGGGUUCCGCAGCAUGAGCUGGAUGACAUACUUUCCUAUCAGGUGCCCGCUUGGCCGAAAGUGGAUAAACGCUGUCCUUCAGCCGCCAUAGAGAUGGAAAAGAUGAAGGAAUACUUCUUGGCCGGGCGGGAGAAGAUGAGGCGAGAGUAUGAGGCCCAUGGCUAUGCUACUUUUGAAGCAGAGGUCACCGAUGAUGAGGAGGAGGAAGACGCAGCAGCGACUCCUCCUCACGAGGAGAAGGAUAUUGUGCGAGCGACAUCUUUUCAUGACAAGAAUGACGAUGCAGCAGCGACUCAUCCUCACGAGGAGAAGGAUGAUGUGCCAGCGACAUCUUAUCACGACAAAAAUGACGAAGCAGCAGCGACGACUCCUCACGAGGAGAAGGAUGAUGUGCCAGCCACAUCUUAUUAUGACAAGAAUGACGAUGCAGCAGCGACGACUCCUCACGAGGAGAAGGAUGAUGUGCCAGCCACAUCUUAUUAUGACAAGAAUGACGAUGCAGCAGCGACUCCUCCUCACGAGGAGAAGGAUGAUGUGCCAGCCACAUCUUAUUAUGACAAGAAUGACGAUGCAGCAGCGAUGUCUUCUCCGUGGAUUAUUCCACGAGGAAGAGGCCGAAGAAGAUUUCGCCCAGGAGUUGUCAAGCAAGCAAGCGGUGUUAAGAAAAUAACUUAGAUGUAUUAGUUGUUUUCAGUGUUAGUUUUGGCUGUUGGAUUAGUUGGUUCCAGUUUCUGGGACUGUAUUGUGUCAUCUUUAUUUAUAACUUCUUGUGUAAAACCUACAGCUCAUAAUUUGUCAGCCGACUUGAUA
Messenger RNA from Triticum dicoccoides, 1166 nucleotides. RefSeq lists its product as uncharacterized. Bases 144 to 1031 code for a protein of 295 amino acids. The transcript has 2 exons. The record is from RefSeq and is a predicted model, not a curated record. NCBI's taxonomy places the organism in Eukaryota, Viridiplantae, Streptophyta, Magnoliopsida, Poales, Poaceae.